AUGGUUCUCCUUCCAGUAACACUGUCGAAAGCCAUCAAUCUCGCACUCGCAUCCUGGCCGCUCUCGAUCCAGCCCAUAUCCCUGAUUGCCGUCUUCACAACUGUCGAACAGUCGUCCAUGAUGGUUCCGAUUGCUGGCUGCAUUAGCCAGCCUAAGUGGCGCCACUUUAUGCAUCGGCCGAACCGCUCAGUCAUCUCUAGCUGUUUGACGAGGCCAGCCGUGGGCCUCUUCAUUGAUCGAUGGGAUUUCCGGCUCAACCCUCUCACCCAUGUACUCAUGCCCAGGCGAUCACUGCUCAUGAGAAACAUUCACUACGCUGGCAAGGGUUACAUUGGAAAACUUUGGAUACAGCUGGUAGCAUUGCACGGGUUCUUCGACUUCCUCAUGUCUUUCAAUGCUUCUUCAGAAGAACCUGGAUUACGGAUGUUCAACGAAUGCACAUGCACAUGCUUCAAGGGCGCGUCAAUCGGCUUGCACUAUCAGCAGGAUUUAAAAGGGACUACGGUGCCAGCGACGACGCACUUGAGAGACUGGAGCCGGCGCUUCGGGAAUACCUCCACGGCAACUGUUACGGGGCCCUGGGAGGCCGGAUGCAUACUUGCGUUUGGCUUGUUUAUGGUCGUUUCGCUUGAUUCGGCUACGCUAGCUUAUGCCGCAGUGCUGAUGGUUUUUGUUGGCGUCGUACUGCAAAACACUGGGUGGGGACUUUGGGAGACGACGCCAAAUCUGUGGAGGCAGGCUCUGAAUCAGUUAGCAGAGGACGAUCGGAAGGAAUUCAGGUUCGAUGGCUCCAACAGAGGAUUUGACCCUGCUGAGAUUGUGCAGGUGGUCGAGAGUGAGAAAGCGAAAUGCGUCAAAAAGCAAUGGGUUCUCUAUACGAACAAAGCGGGCAAGGAAGUGCAUGUUCGCGACAUACUGGAGAAGACUGUUGGGUGGAUCGAGAAGUUCAAGGAAGUGGGCGACAUGGCGGUCGAGUUUGACCCCUGCCAUACUUCUGUUCCUUGGAUGGCAGUAAAGACGCUUCUGCAGGUUGCUGUGAAUGACUGCCAGACGUUCGGCGCCAUGAUCGAAAGCCUCGAAGGUGUCUCCAGUAUCAUUGCCAGAUAUACGGAGCUAGAGGCCAAGGUCCUCAUCCGUAUAUCCACCCUCACCAAGCAACUUUCCACAGCUCUUGUUGAGCUCUACAGUUCCGCUUUGAGGUUUCUCGCGCAAGCCUGUCGGUACUACGGACAGAGUACUACGAAACGAGCCUUCAAAAGCACCUUCAUCACAGCAAAGAAGGCCGUCGAGGAGCCCGUACUUCGCAUCGAGAAGCAGGAGAAUGAGGUAUACAAGCUGGUCUGCCUCGUGCAGAGUGAGACUACCGGUGUGGACCUUAAGAGCAUCAUCGAGAGCAUUAGACAGAGCGUGGAAGACUUCCAUGCCUCGAAAGAGGAGCAGUACAAGCGUUUCGCCGCCUGGAUCAAGGGCAUCGACACAAAAACAACAUACGAAACGGCUCUCCAAUAUCAUCACAGCGGGACCUGCGAGUGGCUCCUACGACCAAGCCAAAACUGCUCUGGGUCCACGGCCCAGCAGGGUUUGAGGGAGGGAGCAAGGCCGCUGUCGUAUUUCUUCUGCGUGGCCGACAACCAGCUCACCCGCGACCCAUACGCAAUUCUCCGGUCGUGGCUUAUGCAGAUGCUGGAGCAGGACGAAGCCGUCGUGUCAGUCAUGGACGCCGUCUACAAGGAACGAAAGAAAGAGCAGAUGCUGACGCAUAUCGGUCUGUGGCAAUUGUUCGCGGCAGUUGGCGAGGCCAUCGAGGGCUGCACCUUUGUCGUGGAUGGGUUUGACGAAUGCACCGAAAUCGACAUGGGAGCUCACUACCAUCACAACGAGCCUCGAAACCUCUUUCUGUGCGACCUUCUUGAGAAUCUGUCACAGACGAAGUCGCGCGUCUUGGUUCUCAGCAGAGACACUCCAGACAUUAGGGAGUAUUUAGGGAACGACAGCACCGUAACGACGCCUCAGGUUGCGAACUUUGAGCACCGAAUCACGGUCGAGGACACCACCGCCGAUGUGAGAUCGUUCUCGGAGCACGUGGUCAACAAUAAGCUCUCCAAGAAAACGCCUGAGCUGCGGCAGAAGCUUGCCACUCAGGCUGCAGAGAGAAGCGAGGGCAUGUUCUUGUGGAUCAAGCUCCUCGGGCAAAAGAUCUCUCCGGCCCAGAACGCGAAACAGCUCUCCAAGACUGUGACGGAGAUGCCCUCAGGUAUCAGUGAAGCAUACUCCCGCGAGCUGAACAAAAUCAUUCGGCUGCCAGCAGACGAGAAGGAGAAAGCUGUGAUGGUUCUGCGAUGGACUCUUUUCGCCGUCCGUCCUCUCCAGGUCAAGCAGUUAGUGGAAGCCCUUGUCGUGUCCGAUGAUGACUUGGACAAGUACCCUGAGAACGACCUUCCUGAUUCCUGGAAUGAAGGGUUCGUCGAUGAGGACUAUGUAAAGGAUAUGAUCCUCAGCCGGUGCGGAUCACUCCUGCAGCUGCAAUCGAGCUCGGCCGAAACGCCCAUCGCUGAUCAUACCGUCCACUUCGUCCACUUCUCAGUUAAGGAGUAUCUGUCAAAUCUCUCCAACGGUACAAUCCAUAAUCAGAGGGACGUCGACCUUGGACUGAUGGAUCCUGCAGCCGAGGAGAGGCGCCUCGCUGGCAUUUGUCUGCGCUACCUGGCAUUGGACUCAUUCGAUAACAUUCCGUCCGACACAGACGUAUAUCCUUUCCUGUCGUACGCGGCAUGGGCGUGGUACUUCCACAGCUUCCACGACAAGCCGAAGCCACCUGUAGAUAUUAUGUAUCGAACGCAGAGAGCCUUCGAUCCGGCAACCUCAAGCUGGAGAGUCUGGACGCCGCUGAUAGAGGCUGAGCUUGCCGACUCAGACAAGGGCACCGACUUUAUCGCUACAGACACGGACGCCAGGUCGGAUAAAAAGUCAGACACGCAUGCCGAAAGUGUGGAAGAGCCUGUCCUUCUCCAGGAGGUGCCGAACCCCAUCUAUUAUGCUGCGCUCCUAGGCUUAACGGACAUUGUGAAAUGGCUCGAAAAGGAGGGAGCAUCAAUGCGAUGCAUAUGGGAGCACACCCAAGUGUCACUGUUUGAUAAUGCUGUCGACUUGGGUAAUGACGAGAUGGCGAGGUGGUUAGUGGACGCUGCUUGUCGGGUGUGGGACGAGGACAGCUUGGUCAUGCUGGCGUACGAUGGCGAUGCGGUGAAAGCAGAAAACCUCCUUCGCGACUCAACGCCAGAGAUGGUCCUCAGCGAGGCACUUCAUGUCGCAUCAGCCCGCGGACACGUCGAGAUUAUUGAGUUGCCCCUCAGCAAUCAUGCCAAGAUCAACCUCAGCCUCAGAGACAUCAACGGGCGAACCGCCCUGCACCACGCGACUCGACACAUGCACCUCGAUGUGGCGAAUCUGCUCGCCCAUCAGGGUGCAGGCGUCUCGCUGGAAGACGAUGUCGGUUCCACGCCUAUCGACCUCGCUGUGCGGCAUGGCAAGAACGCCGGCGACUUCAUCCAGGAGCACAUGGACGACUUUACCCUCAACAUUAGCCGGCGACCGUCCCUCCUGGGCGUCACGCCAAAUCAAGGGGCAAGUCUCACCGUUAUAGGUAUCAGGAAGCGGCUCUCUGGCAUGUGGGCUGGCCACUAUUGCUAUCUGGCAUGGAAUGAUGGGCGAAAGGAUCCCUUUUCCAUCAAUAUCCCUGCAGAACAGCCACGCAACUCGCAACCGUGCACUUUCUCGAGCGAUGGCGAGGACGUCAUUGGCCCCUUCCAGAUCCAUGGCUUCGUCGACCCAGCUGGCAUCGUUUGGUUUGCAAAACUGUACCGGGCCACGGGGUGGCUGUAUCGUGGGCGGCUGGAUGCCACGAAGGGGGUGUUGAAGGGGACAUGGGGCAGCAAUAGGAAGUUAUGGUUCGGAACGUUGGUGCUUCGACUGGAGGAAUGA
Messenger RNA from Cryphonectria parasitica EP155, 3981 nucleotides. RefSeq lists its product as uncharacterized. The record is from RefSeq and is a predicted model, not a curated record. Bases 1 to 3981 code for a protein of 1326 amino acids. Lineage: Eukaryota; Fungi; Ascomycota; Sordariomycetes; Diaporthales; Cryphonectriaceae. Gene Ontology annotation, molecular function: protein binding. The transcript has 14 exons.